AUGUCUGCCGCCGAAGCUACCGAGCCCAAGACCGAGGAGACCAAGCCCACCGAGACCACUGGUGAGGCUGAGAAGCCCGUUACCUCCUCUUCCGUCUUUUCCAUGUUCGGAGGUGGCGCCAAGAAGGAGAAGAAGGAGGAUGAGGACCGCGGCGACAACUCCGGCAGCGCCAAGGCUCAGCGCGAUGCCGCCGCUGCUGGGAAGGGCGAGGAGGAGGAGGCUCCUGAGUCCGAGGAUGUCCACUUCGAGCCCGUCAUCAAGCUGACCGAGAAGGUUGAGACUGCCACCAACGAGGAGGCUGAGGAGCAGCUCUUCAAGAUGCGCGCCAAGUUGUUCAAGUUCGUCAAGGAGACGACUGAGUGGAAGGAGCGUGGUACUGGUGAUGUUCGUCUGUUGAAGCACAAGGAGAACGGCAAGACCCGUCUCGUCAUGCGCCGUGACAAGACUCUCAAGGUCUGCGCCAACCACUACAUCGUCCCUGAGAUGAAGCUUUCCCCCAACGUCGGCUCUGACCGCAGCUGGGUCUGGAACGCCGCCGCCGAUGUCAGCGAGGGUGAGGCCGAGGCCGUCACCCUGGCCAUUCGCUUUGCCAACUCUGAGAACGCCAACCUUUUCAAGGACGCCUUCCUCAAGGCCCAGAAGGACAACGAGGAGCUUUUCAACAAGGCUGCUGAGGGCUCUGAUGCCCCUGCCCCUGCCGUCGAGGAGUCUUAA
Colletotrichum chrysophilum is the source of this 714-nucleotide messenger RNA. RefSeq names its product single stranded nucleic acid binding protein (gene SBP1). Gene Ontology annotation, cellular component: cytoplasm; nuclear pore. Gene Ontology annotation, biological process: nucleocytoplasmic transport. The record is from RefSeq and is a predicted model, not a curated record. The transcript is spliced from 5 exons. Lineage: Eukaryota; Fungi; Ascomycota; Sordariomycetes; Glomerellales; Glomerellaceae. Gene Ontology annotation, molecular function: GTPase activator activity. Bases 1 to 714 code for a protein of 237 amino acids.